AUGAACCCUCAAGUUACUAAUAUUGUCAUCAUGCUUGUCAUGAUGCAAUUGGCUAAGAAAUUGGACAUGGAGGAUCCUGUCAUCGUUAACUACAUCAGAAUCCUAUACUGUUCCUGCCAAGCCGCCACCUUCUUGAUCUACCAAUACACAAGAAGCAAGAUCGUCAAGAAGAAUGACAUGACCACCAUGAAAUACGUUGCUCCAGGUGGUUUAAUGACUGGUCAAUCCGAAACUUUGGAAGUCACCACCGUUAAAGACUAUGAUUUGAAGCAAAUUGAUUCAUCCAUCAAGUCCAUUUACUCAGGUUUGGCUAUGAUGGGUUUCAUGCAUUUCUAUUUACACUACACUAACCCAUUAUUCAUGCAAUCGAUCUCCCCAGUUAAAGCUGCGCUAGAAAACAAUGAAGUGCAAAUUCAUUUAUUUGGUAAAGCCGCUACUGGUGAUUUGAAGAGACCAUUCAAACAAUCAUCUAUGUUUGGGCCAAUGGGUGGUGAAGCUAAGACUGAUAAGAAAUCCAUUGAAGAAGCCGAAAAGGCUGGUAUGGGCGGUGUCAAGGCUGAAUAG
Tetrapisispora phaffii CBS 4417 is the source of this 564-nucleotide messenger RNA. RefSeq names its product Snd3p (gene SND3). The coding region runs from base 1 to 564 and encodes 187 amino acids. NCBI's taxonomy places the organism in Eukaryota, Fungi, Ascomycota, Saccharomycetes, Saccharomycetales, Saccharomycetaceae. The transcript has a single exon. The record is from RefSeq and is a predicted model, not a curated record. Gene Ontology annotation, biological process: protein targeting to ER. Gene Ontology annotation, cellular component: endoplasmic reticulum; mitochondrion.